Condylostylus longicornis is the source of this 2330-nucleotide messenger RNA. RefSeq names its product glycerol kinase. The transcript has 9 exons. Gene Ontology annotation, biological process: glycerol-3-phosphate biosynthetic process; glycerol metabolic process; triglyceride metabolic process. The record is from RefSeq and is a predicted model, not a curated record. The coding region runs from base 69 to 1844 and encodes 591 amino acids. Gene Ontology annotation, cellular component: mitochondrion. Gene Ontology annotation, molecular function: phosphotransferase activity, alcohol group as acceptor; kinase activity. NCBI's taxonomy places the organism in Eukaryota, Metazoa, Arthropoda, Insecta, Diptera, Dolichopodidae.
GUUUAUGCAAUAUUAAAUAUUUUUGUAAGUGCCGGAAAAACUGAAAAAAUUAAAUCCGAAUUUUCAUAAUGGACAGUUUUGGAAGAUUCGGCCCGCUAAUUGGAGUAAUAUCAAUAGGAAAUACUUACUGCAAAUUCUUAGUUUAUGCUGCUAAAAAUGCUGAAAUACUUACAUGCCAUGAAAUUAGAAUUAAGCAAAUUUCACAAAAUACCGGCUGGCUAGAAUUUGAUCCUCUUGAAAUUUGGGCAAACGUAAAUGAAUGCAUUGAGAUAUCAAGUAAAAAUCUCAAGAUUUUAGAUAUCAAUCCACUUGAUAUAGUUGCAGUUGGAAUAUGCAAUCAACGUGGGACCACAGUUUUAUGGCACAGUAAAACUGGACUUCCAUUUUACAAUGCUAUAGCUUGGUCCGAUUCACGUACGAACACUAUAUUAAAAAAUAUUUUAGAUAAAUUGAAAGGUAAACAAAAUUAUUUAAAAUCUGUAUGUGGGCUUCCAUUAAGUACAUGCUUUAGUGCCCUCAAAAUAUUAUGGUUAAAAGAGAAUUUCACUGUAGUAAGUAAAGCCCUUACAGAAAAGGAAUGCUUUUUUGGUACUUUAGAUUCCUGGAUAAUUUGGAACUUAACUGGUGGAAAAAAUGGUGGAAUUCAUAUAACUGAUAUUACUAAUGCCGCAUACACAAUGCUUAUGAAUAUAGAAACUUUAAAAUGGGAUAGAAAUUUAUGUGAAUUUUUUGGAAUUCCACAAACAAUUUUACCAAAUAUACGUUCGUGUUCCGAAAUUUAUGCGUACAUUCAUGAUGGUGAAUUAAGAGGAACUCCUAUAGCAAGUUCCAUUGGAGAUCAGCCAGCAGCCCUUUUAGGGCAAUUAGGUCUAAGAGUAGGUCAAACCUCGUGUGCUAUUGAUGACUGUUGCCACGUAUUAAUUAAUACUGGACAAGAAAUCAUAGACUCUGAAAAUGGUCUUCUCACAACAGUGGCAUUUAAAUUAGGGAAAGAAAAUGUAUGUUAUGCUUUAGAAGGUGCUAUUGCUAAUGCUGGUGGUAGUAUUAAUUGGUUAAAAGAAAAACUUGAAAUUAAUACGGAGAUCAAUCAAAAUGAUACCACUGCCGAGGUGUUAAGCAAUUUCUUGGGUGAUAGUUCAAUGAUGUCAUCGUCAAACUCUUCGGUAAUAUUUUCGAAUACAGACACUGCAAACGCUUUUAGAAAGAGUGAAGUUUUGUUUGUACCAGCUUUUAAUGGACUAUAUUCGCCAUAUUGGAGACAUGAUGCAAAAGGUUUAAUUCUAGGAAUUUCAGGCAACACCACUUCCGAACAUAUAACACAAGCUGCUUAUGAAUCUACGGGAUUCCAAAUUCGUGAUAUUUUAGAAGCUAUUAAAAAAGAUACACCAACGUGGCCGAAAACCAGGCGAUUAACUGUUUCAGGAGAAUUUAGUGAAAAUAAUAAUUUUAUGCAAUUCAUUGCAGAUAUUAUUGGAAUUGGAUUAGACCGCCCACAAACUGCUUCGGCUUCUUGUUUAGGUGUUAUGUUGGCGGCUGGCAGAGCUAUGGACAUACUUUCACUUGAAAAUGCUCAUUUUUUGUACACCCCACCAUCAGAUCUAUUUUUUCCAACAACAACAGCAAAUCGCAGAGAAAUUUUGUAUCAAAGGUGGCAUUAUGCAGUGAAAAAGUGCAUUUCAUGGGAUAAUUUUGAAAAUUAUGAGAAUGAAAUUCAAAUUUUUACACAACGUGAAAAAGAUCCAGAUGCAAAUGUACGACGAUCAAUUCCCGGGUCUUUAUUUAUUACAACAUCAUUUGCUUUAUUACUAGUAGCGCGUUAUUUAAAAAAUCUUAAUAUUAAUUAAAAUAGUUUUUUAGUCGUUUAAAAGAUAUUUUUUAAUCGUACACUCGUACACAUAAAUUUUUUUUUUUAAUUUAUUUUUUAUUUUUUAAUAUAUAAGAUAAUUUAGUAUGCAUUUUCAAAACUGUUGAAUAGAAUGUAUCAUCGAUAUUCGAUGUUAAUUUACCUUUUAAUUUUAAUUUAUUGACAUUAUGUUUAUUGUUCAUGUUAUGUAUUGAGGUGUAUCAUAUAAAAGCAGUGAUUAAUGAUCGUACAAAAUUUUUCAGUCUAGUCAAUGAAUGCAUUAUUCGAAUAAUUCAGUAAAUGGUUUCUAAUAUGAAAAACCGAAAGUAAAGUUAGUACCGUUGAAAUAAUCAAUUUAAUGUUCCAAUAAUUGUUAUUUAAUUUUAAAUAAAAAAAAAAAAUUUUAACCAUGUAUUUUGAUAAAUAUAAUGUACCUAAAACGCUUAUGUACGAAUGAAAAAUCUAUUGUAUAUUUUCAAAAAGUGUA